AUGACUUUCGGUUCGUCUGAACUUGACACAUACCCUACAGAUCUUGACCUAAUUCUGGAAUCAUAUCAAGACCGCCGACCGAUCGUUAUAUCUGGCCCAUCAGGUGUUGGAAAAGGAACACUGAUUGGAAGGCUCCUGGAGCGUUAUUCCGACACAUUGGCCACCACCGUCUCGCAUACCACACGCCAGCCGAGACCCGGUGAAGUAAAUCACGAAGCAUAUCACUUCAUCUGCACACAAGAGUUCGAGUCUCUCAUUGAAAAUAAUGCCUUUGUGGAAUAUACAUUUUUCUCCGGUAAUUACUACGGAACCAGCCGACAAACGAUCAAGGACCAACAGGCCAAAGGGAAAAUACCCAUUCUGGAAAUCGAGAUGAGCGGGAUUACACAAAUCAAGAAGAACAAAGCUCUGGACAUGAGAUUUGUUUUCAUUUCUCCACCGAGCCUUCAAGCUCUUGAGGAACGGCUGCACAAACGCGGUACGGAAUCGGCAAAGAGCAUCGAGCGGAGGUUGGAACAGGCCAAAGUUGAGAUGGAGCAAGCCAAGAUCCCCGGUUUUCAUGAUAUCAUUAUUGUGAAUAAAAAUCUUGAGGAGGCCUAUAUAGAACUUGAGGAAUGGGUUUCUGGAGGUGCAGAGUCGGCGCUGGCUACAUGUUAA
Messenger RNA from Clonostachys solani, 657 nucleotides. The record is from the annotation of a GenBank genome assembly. NCBI's taxonomy places the organism in Eukaryota, Fungi, Ascomycota, Sordariomycetes, Hypocreales, Bionectriaceae.